Molecule: messenger RNA, 1979 nt
Organism: Plectropomus leopardus (leopard coralgrouper)
Lineage: Eukaryota; Metazoa; Chordata; Actinopteri; Perciformes; Serranidae
Gene: rxfp3.3b
Product: relaxin family peptide receptor 3.3b
Biological process (GO): calcium-mediated signaling; cell chemotaxis; immune response
Cellular component (GO): membrane; external side of plasma membrane
Molecular function (GO): C-C chemokine binding; C-C chemokine receptor activity
Source: RefSeq, a predicted model, not a curated record
AUGCGCCCUGCGGGACUCGGCUCUGGAGUGUUACCGGACGGGAUGGCGGAACUGUGGAACACCUCGUCCUCCUUGAACCGGUCCGCCGCGGGGCAGGAGCGCUUCAGCAGCCUGGAUGACAUCGACGUGCCGGCGGACGGCUCCCCGGCGCUGCGCAUUCUCAUCUCGGUGGUGUACUCGGUGGUUUGCGCCGCCGGGCUGGUCGGGAACCUGCUGGUGUUCUUCCUGAUGAAAGUGCGCCGCGGCCGGAAGAAGCGCUCCAGCAUCAACCUGUUCAUCCUCAACCUGGCCGUCACGGACUUCCAGUUCGUGCUGACGCUGCCGUUCUGGGCGGUGGACACGGCGCUGGAUUUCAGCUGGCCGUUUGGAAACGCCAUGUGCAAGAUCAUCCUCUCUGUGACCGUGAUGAACAUGUACGCCAGCGUGUUCUUCCUCACGGCCAUGAGCGUCACGCGGUACUGGUCGGUGGCGUCGGCGCUGAAGGACCGGACGCGGCGGCGCGUGUGCCCGGUGCGCUGGGUGAUCGCCGGGCUGUGGGUGUCCGCCACGGCGGCCUCUCUGCCCACCGCGGUGUUCUCCACGGUGAAGAGCGUGGCCGGGGAGCGGCUGUGCCUGCUGGGCUUCCCGGACGGCCAGUCGUGGCUGGCGCUGUACCACCUACAGAAGAUCUUGGUGGCCUUCGUGUUUCCAAUGCUGAUCGUCAGCGUGUGCUACCUGCUGCUGCUGCGCUUCGUGCGCCUGCGCAGCAUGAACAACAACCAGGUGAAGCGCAGGUCCAGAGUGACCCGCUCCGUCACCAUCGUCGUCCUCUCCUUCUUCGUCUGCUGGAUGCCCAACCACGCCAUCACCUUCUGGGGCGUCCUCGUCAAGUUCAAUGUGGUCAACUGGGACAGGACGUACUACAUGGUGCACACGUACAUCCACCCGGUGACCGUGUGCCUUGCGCACACCAACAGCUGCCUCAACCCGGUGCUCUACUGCCUCAUGCGCCGCGAGUUCAGAAAGAAGAUGAAGGAUCUGUUCUGGAGGAUCUCCUCGCCCGGCGGGACCAACCCAUGCCACCUGCGGCCCUUCUCCGGGACUGUGAGAGCGGAGCCGGACGACACGCAGGUCGUCAUCCCGCUGAACAAUGUGGAGACGGAGAACUGCAGGCUGUCGGUUCUGACGGAUCACGGCGACUCGGACGCGCUGCACAAGUAGAACUGAGUUUCAUCUGGAGGGCAAAAUAUUUAACCGACUGAAAUUUGAAAUGAUUCGCCUCAAAUGUCUCAUCCUUUUCUCAACAAAGUGUUUGGAGUUUUUACUGUUUUGUUGAACACAGGAGUAUUAUUUUGGAGAAAUCCAAAUAUUUGUGCCAUAUCCAGUAUAAACCAUCGCGGCUGCACGUGGCUUAUUGCGUUUUUGACUCUCAAUCAAAGGGAUGUACAUAUUUUAUCACAAUAAAUGUGAGAAAGGACCGUGCGUAAAUUGCGCACCUCUGCGUAAAACCAUCCAGCUGCGUUUCUGCUUCACUCUUGUGUGCUGAGUCCGACUGGGAUCUGAAAGCACAGUGAUACUGAGAUGUUUGUUGUUUUUGAAGCUGGCUGUGUUUUUUGGUUUUUUUUUGGGGGGGGGGGGCUGUCUCAUGCUGCUUCGCUCCUAAGUCUCUGUGUGCGGACUUGACUUCAUGUUUAGAGAAAUCCCAGUCUGAUAGUGGAGGAUUCAGCUUCAGACAUUACUCUGUGGAAUAUUGUUGACGUUUAUUGUGGCUGGUGUAUAAAAUGUUUCAAAUUGAGAAAGUGAAUGUUAAAAAAAAAGCCAAUGCAACCUUAAAAACAAUGUUUAGAGAAUAAAAUAUUUAAUAUGUGUGACACGGAUUUAAGUUUUGGUGCUGUUCAGGGUCUCUGAGGUAACAGGGCAGCAGGCUGUGAGGUUCAGGUCUGUGGAUCACAUAUUUAGGACAUGAAGAGGAGCGUUAACAUGCUCUUUCUGAAUCUGUC